AUGGACGCGCAGGAGUCGCCCGGGAGCAAUCACGAGAUCGGCUCUCUUACCCAACCUUCGCCGCACGAGUCGCGCUUCAUCGGUUCAUCAAGCGGCAUCUACUUCAUCAACACCGUCAAGCAGGCCUUUGAGCAGUCCGGGCGACAAUGCGGCUCUCUGCCGGCCGCAGAGGAUACAGUGGGCGGGGAAGACGACUACGCCUCGGCGAGAAACUCGCCUGCUCGGGAACGUGAGCAUGGCCUGGAAGUGACCUUUACUGCCCAAGGAGCCAUCGAGAUUCACAACUCGGCCAACCUUGGACUGCUGCUCUCAUUCGAGGUGGCACAGCAGCUUGCGAUUGAAUAUUUCAAGACAUGGCAUCCAUUGCUACCCUUCCUGUCUGGUCCAGAGUUCCUCCGAGAGCUACAUGCACUUUAUCAGGACCCAAGGAUGAUGCAAGGCCCUGGCACGGUUCUUGUCGACCGGCGUCAGCUUUGCUUUCUUGUCAUCUUGCAAUGCGUCCUGGGAGUCGGUGCCAGCGGAUCCUCCACUGCCGGUCAUAUGCCCUUUAGGCCGGAUUUACUUCAGCUCGUAUCGUCUCUGGCAUCGAGACACGACAUGCUGACCGUUCAGACCGUCCUAGCUGCUCAAGUAUACUGUGUCUCCCAGAUGGCGUUGCGCACGGCUUCGUCGCUGGGCGGUCUAUUGAGUAAAUUGUUGUACCAUGCUGGCCUACAUCGAUGCCCGUAUCGUUAUCCGCAACUCUCUAACGAGGAUCGAGACCUCCGCAAACGUGUCAUCUGGAGUUCGUUCGCGCUGGACCGAUACAUUUGCCAGGCACUCGGGAUUCCCGUGUCCCUCACAGAAGCCGAAAUCGACGUUUGCAUCCCUGGCAGAGAUGAGACCCAUGGUCGGCAGACCAAUGGUUCGGAAGCGAAGAUGCCAGCGAAACCAACGGGGAUCCCUCGAGAGAUCAUCUUGUCCAACUUCGUAGACCACGGCCGUCUUGUCGGUCGUGCUCUCGAGAUCUUCCACGUUUCCAUUCACACCCGCAGUCAUGACCCACGUAUGGUCCUGUUCCUACGCUCAGAUGUGGACAGAUGGUUUAACAGUCUCCCAGAGGAGCCCAUCAUCACGCCAGAGAGCUCGGCAGCCGAGGAACAGAUAGCGCGGUUCCUGCCAUUCUUUCAUGUCCUGUACGAGCAGCUCGUCAUCUCCACCAACAGACCUUCCCUUUCUCUGCCGAGAAAUACACCAGAGUUCCAUCAUGGCCUGCAAGUCACCAUUCGAGCGGCCAAAAGGACCAUUGUUGCCAUGGAAAAGCAGACAAACCUCUUCUGGCCUGGCUACCUCGCCGCAGUAUGGAUGUCUGGACUUGUAAUUUCUUUCGCAUGUCAGAUAGGACUGUAUACCAUUGACCAGGGCUCACAGUAAGGAUUUGACUGCUACACGUACAAGAAGACACCGCUGACGUGACACAGAGAGAUUCUCCGUUGCCUAGACUUGCUCAAGCGAAUGUCUGGCCGCUGGCGUAGCGCAAGCCGAUGCCACGCGGCUCUGUCGGUGCUCUUAUCCAACCUCCAACAAGGUCAGCGCCGGACCAGCUCUGAUGCGUUUGGUCACGAAGAUCCGUACGGUCCUUCUGCGAAACAAAGAAGGCUCAAGGAUACCGCUUCACCCAUGGAGUCGAAGCCCGUGGCGACGCCGGCUGACGACGCCAGCGAUACGAACCAAAGUGCAGCCAGCAAUGCUGAGGGCCUGGUGCCAGCCACAGACCAAUCUGAUAAUAUGGCCGGUUGGGACGCCAGCGACUUCUUGAGAGACCUCUCGUGGAACAACCUGUUCGAUAUCAACGACUUGGCGCAGGCGUCGGAUUUGCCUUUCUUGCCCGGUUAA
Molecule: messenger RNA, 1875 nt
Organism: Lecanosticta acicola
Lineage: Eukaryota; Fungi; Ascomycota; Dothideomycetes; Mycosphaerellales; Mycosphaerellaceae
Source: the annotation of a GenBank genome assembly